CAAAGAUACUUGCACCCACUCAAGGACUAGCUAUAUCUCCUUGAUCAAGAAGUCAAAAAAUUGUUACUGAAAGAAAAGAAGGAAAAGCUUCAAAAUAUUCUUUUAGAUAUCAUAUAUCCUGGUUUAUCGCCUGUCUUCUUGAGGGAAAACAGACCGACACUCAAAGAAAGUAAGCUUGUUCUCGACUCUACGUUGAGAGAAAAGAAGAAAAAAUGUCGAUGAAGAUCUUGACACGAUGCACCAAGGCCGCGUGGGUGGCUGUGUGUGUGUGUGUGUGUGUGUUGAGUGUGCACGCACUUGACGUGCAGUCUGAUUAUGCAAAGCGUUGCCCAAAAACAUUCUGUAGUUUACAGGGCAACCCGCGUAUCUGUGUUGGGCGGUGGGGCACGGGUAUCCACGACGGCUGUAACUGCGAGUGGGUCAAUAACGGCUGCAAAGUAUCUUUCUCUUUCUCUUUUUUCUCUUUGCAGUGGUUGGAAAUCCUUCGGCAUUCAAUUUGGCUUUUCUCUCUGAUAAAGCAAAAAAGACGAUGAUGAGAUAGGGGACACACAGCACGAACACUUAGCAUGACACGUUUUUGUUGCUUCGAUCAAGUACACCACAAAUUUAUUCUUUUUUAGGAAUCAGCAGCAGGACAAAGAGAAAGAGAAGCAGCAGAAGCAACAGAAGAAAGAGACAAACAAAAAAAAGCAAAAUCAGAUGCCACAGCGGCAGGGCAAAGGGAGGAGGCUAACGCAGCGGUGGCUGCCUUAAUAGCACAAAGGCAAGCGCGAGCUGAACGGGGAUCGGCAUUCCUGGAGCUGCAACCUCCGGUGGAGCAAAUAUAAACUGCAAAUCCAGACCAAGGUGCAGGACAAGAGGAGGGUAAGCAAAGUUUCUUGGAUUAUCUCAACUUCUGGACCACUAGACUAAGAUAUCUCUUUAUGUAAUACGAGUAGAAGAUAACAACUCACAGCAAUUUUCGAGGAUGGAAGUUGGACUAGAGGCUAAGUAGAUGAUUUGAUCAAGAGAUUGGGAUUAGGGAAUGAUUUCACGGCACUCACUAAAUUUUCACAGCAAUGAAAGCAGUACUACUCGACUACACUUAUAUUCUAUCGCAAAACACUACUCCACGAUGGCGACAAGUCAACCGAUUAUAUCGCUGUUAUCGAUAAAAAGACACUAAUACAGACAGUUAAGGCGUUCUUACUCAGUAUUCGCGUUUUCAUCUUUUUGUUCACUUCUUACAACGAAUUACACAAGCGCUAUCACAUUAACCAAAGAUCCUCCACUGAUUAUCACAUUAACCAAAGUUCUACUUUCACUGGGAAUUAUUAAAAUUAGAACUACUUAGCGUUAGCUCAAAGGCAACAACGACAACGUGGAUUAUUCUAGGAAAAAAUAGAUGGAAAAAAAUACACUUACUAGUGACUUCAAAGAAGGUUUUAUAAUCUUCAUGAUUGAUUAUAAACUCCCCACAACCUCCAGACACUCAGAUCAGACAAUGAUGUUGAGUUAUGCUUAUGAUGUCCAGAAGCAGAAUAUCCUACUAUCGCGCCAUGAUCGAUGGCGGGGAGUAUGCUUUCACCGUGGAGAUUUUCCUGUUGUGACUGUGAAAAGAGGGUGGAAGUUCGUUGGAGCGAUACCAUGUUGAUAGGUCUGCUCAUCUACUGUCCUGAGCCAACAAUAAAAGCCCAUUGAUCUCAUGCCCUCAGCGAACAAUAAAAUCCCGUUGAUCUUCUGCCUUGAAUGAACAAUAUAGAUCAUGCGAUGCGCC
Molecule: messenger RNA, 1756 nt
Organism: Amoebophrya sp. A25
Lineage: Eukaryota; Dinophyceae; Syndiniales; Amoebophryaceae
Source: the annotation of a GenBank genome assembly